GAUUGCGCAUGCGCAGAGCCACAUCUGCCUGCUCGCAGUCCGAACCGGGUAGGUUAGCAGGAGAUAGCCCAGAUUAACGCUGAAAUCAGCGAAAAAGAUGUUCCGAAGGAAACUCACGGCUCUGGAUUAUCACAACCCGGACGGCUUUGACUGCACAGAUGAGACUCAGUACAGGAACUGCAUCGUGUGGCUGGAGGAUCAGAAGAUCAGGCACUACAAGAUCGAAGACAGAGGAAACCUGAGAAACAUCCCCAGCUCAGACUGGCCCAAAGCCUACCAGAAGUACCUGCAGGACGUGAACUGUCCCUUUGAAGUUCAGGAGAGGCAGGAGGCUCUGGACUGGUUACUAGGCCUGGCUGUCAGAUAUGAAUAUGGAGACAAUGUGGAGAAGUACAAAAACUGUCAGCCGCCGCCGGCAGCCAACAGCGAGAAAGCAGCAGACCCUCUCAUCAACCUCGACAGCAAUUCACCAGAUUUCAAAGCAGGGGUCACAGCUUUGGCCAACAUCCUCAAGAUACAGCGGCAUGACGACUACCUGGUCAUGCUGAAGGCAAUUCGUAUUCUGAUCCAGGAGAGACUCUCUCCAGAAGCCAUCAGUAAAGCCAGCCAGAACAAAGAGGGGGUUCCCGUGGCUCUGGAUCAGCAUGUCUUGGGCUUCGACACUGGAGACGCCACGCUGAACGAGGCGGCUCAGAUCCUGCGGCUGCUGCACAUCGAGGAGCUGAGGGAGCUGCAGACCAAGAUCAACGAGGCCAUCGUGGCCGUUCAGGCCAUCAUCGCCGACCCAAAGACGGACCACAGGCUGGGCAAGGUCGGCAGAUGAAAGAGAGGAUGAAGGACUGUACCGGGCGGUUUAGUUUGAUUUGUUUUCAAAAGGAAAACCUGUUUUUCUUCGGUUGUUUAUUGAACGGAUGUGAGUGAGUUUGUAUCCUUCUGUUGGUGCAUGACAUUUCGCUGGGUGACUUUGCAGUUUAGAAGAAAUGUGUUAAGAUAAACUCCUGCCAUCAUCUCUUCUCCUGAAGAUCCCUUUCUGUCGUUUGCUAGCUAAGUGAUUUUUUUUAAUCACUGAUGGAAGAGUUGUUUUAUUUUGGAGAUGUUUACAGUGAUGCUGCAAGGGAGAAAAUAUAUGAAACCAGCUAAGUUUGGUUCCUGUGGUC
Messenger RNA from Salarias fasciatus (jewelled blenny), 1157 nucleotides. It is a transcript of the gene rtraf, whose product is annotated as RNA transcription, translation and transport factor. NCBI's taxonomy places the organism in Eukaryota, Metazoa, Chordata, Actinopteri, Blenniiformes, Blenniidae. The record is from RefSeq and is a predicted model, not a curated record. The transcript is spliced from 8 exons. The coding region runs from base 98 to 823 and encodes 241 amino acids.